AGGAUAACCAAUAUGUCCUAUCAUCGCAGAUAUAUUUAUGGAUAACUGGGAACGGAUAGCCCUUCAAACAAUUAGUCCUACGCCGAAGAUAUGCUUCCGGUAUGUAGAUGGUACGUUAACAGUACUAAAAUCGGAAUAUUUCAACGUGUUUUUGGCCCAUAUAAAUUCAGUAGUGAAUGCAAUCGAAUUUACCUAUAAUCAAGGUGAAGUAGCAGUAUUGCAUUGCAAGAUUAAACGAACACAAGACGGAAGUUUAGAGCCUGGUGUCAUGUAUAGGAAACCUACCCAUUCGAAUGGCUACUUAGACUUCAUGUCUUCUCACCCCAUCUCAGUUAGAGUAGGCUUAGUUAAAUGGUGAAGUGAUAAGAUGUUAAAGCUUCGUAGUAGGCUAGAAAAUCGACGGCAAGAAGUCAGAUGCAUCAAGAAUACUCGGCGUCUCUAUAAUUAC
Molecule: messenger RNA, 448 nt
Organism: Heterobilharzia americana
Lineage: Eukaryota; Metazoa; Platyhelminthes; Trematoda; Strigeidida; Schistosomatidae
Source: the annotation of a GenBank genome assembly